UCGCCAUGUUGUACGGGCUCGGGCGUAUGGCACAAUUGUCAAACAGCCGCAAACGGUAGAAAGCAGCAAGAAGAACAACCCCGAAGAAGCGGAUAGAACUUUUUUUAAUCAUACGCCUACUUUUUCCACUGCUUGGUACGAGUUUCCUUUCGUUUGUGUUACCGAUUUGUGUUGCUGCUCGGUUCCCGGUUUUCGGUCGGUUCGUUCUGCGAGACAUCCUCCCUUUGUCUGUCCAAGCAGUAGCAUCCGCACAGGCCGUUUUUUUUUGGUGAAUUUACGCGAACUUACCAUUUGCAGCAAGCGCGUCCAUCGCCUUCCCUUCCGUUCUCGUUCCGCUAAGGGACGGCCGUCGUCCUGUUUUCGCUCGCUCUUCUACCUCGGGAUCGGCAGCGGGGCAGUGUUGUGUAGUUAACAAGACGGCUUUAGGAAACCGGAUUCUGUGCACCACAGAACGGCUUAACGGGAGUCAACAAAAAAAGUACAACACCGGAUGUGAUUAAUUUCGGUUUCGUUUUCGGAAGAAUGUUGCGCACAUAAAAGUGUUCGGGCUCGGGGCGUCCUCGGUUUAGCUACAGUGAAUGCAAAUAUAUUACCGCUACCCCAAGCGCGCGUGUGUGUGUGUCAGUGAUUUUCAAUCGAAUUAAUCCUCCAAGCGAACGCGAAUCAUCGGAUCAAGCAAUCCGCGAGUGUGAGAGAGCGAGAAAAACGACCCUCGGGGUGCAACCACCAUCAAACCGCCGCCAGCCGCCGCAAGUGGUUUAUGGCUGUGUGCAUCCGCGCUGCACACUAGACCGUGCGCCUGUGCGUGUGUGUGUGUGUGUGUAUCGUUGCAUACAAACCCGCGCACUUGGCUACCUGUUCGAUCGCACUGCAGCGUAGGAAGCUGUGCCGGAACGGGAAAGGAGGAGGAAGCCGAGCAAAAAAACAACAACCACCUUCAUCUCGGAACACGUUCCCCCCUGGUUCCACCUGCUAGCCAGUAGUGUGUGAAAGAAGAAGAAGGAUGAGUGGUGCAUCCAAGUGUGCUUAGAGGAAAAAGGAUUUAGCCGCCAGCAAGCCCUUGAGCUGUGUUUGUAUGCGUGUGUGUGUGUCCCUGUGUGCUUUAUCCGACCGAACGAAACGCCAUCCUCCGGCACCAGCAUCCGUCCGUCCGCGUCCGUCCGUGCGCCCUUUUUGUCAAUUACCCAUACACCGCACCGCAAACAACCACCAUCCUUAGGCAGCAGCAGCAGGAACCCCCGGGAUACGGGACAAGCAAGCUGAUCUGUUUACACUUGCUCUCCAUCCGACGUCUUCGAGGACCGGAAAGGGCAAUACAAAAAAAGCUAUCUUUCCCGCCACCGCAGUGCAACAACAAGCAAAAAGCACGCGAGACACAAAGCAACGAUCGGCGGCCUUCAUCAACUCCUUAUCACAACGUCGCACCCUCGCACGCAGCACCCCGACCCCCCGCCCGAGCGAGCCCCGAUGACGGCGACGAUGCUUGCCAGCGAUGCUUGAGCGCGUCCGGUUCGGUGGAUUUAGUGGCACGUACAAAGUAAGGGGCGCCGAGCUGGCUCGCGACAGGAAAACGCAAACGAAACCGGUGACCGUACUUUUCCUCGAUGAAAGUACGCACACGUUCCAUCUGGACAAGCGCGCCAAGGGCGCCGAACUGCUCGACCAGGUCUUCCAGCACGUGGAGCUGUCCGAGCGGGACUACUUCGGGCUGCAGUUCCCCUCGCCCGAUGAUCUGCACGCGGUGGGCAAGGGUGCGGCGGCCGGUGGCGGGGGCGAUCCGGCCACUGCCGGUGGGUCGACCAGCAGCAGCAGCGGCUCGAGCAGCAGUACAACAGGACCGAAGGGAGGAGGCGGUGACGGUGGUGGCGGCGGCGGCGGUAGUACCGUUGUCUCGCCGGGGCCGGGGGCACAGUUCCCGACCGGACGGCUGCCGGUCCGGUGGCUCGAUCCGAACAAACCGUUGCGCAAGCAGCUAAACGAUGCGCGCACCGGCCGGCAGCAUGCGGACGGGGGGCCGCUUGUGCCGCUGCUGCUGUUUCGCGUCAAGUUCUACGUCACCGAUCCGAGCCGGCUGCACGAGGAGUACACGCGGUACCAGUUCUAUCUGCAGAUACGGCGCGAUGUCUAUCAGGGCCGGCUGCCCGUCACACUCAACACUGCCUGCCUGCUAGCCAGCUUUACCGUGCAAGCUGAACUGGGCGAUUACAAUCCACUGGAGCAUACGGCCGGCUAUCUGAGCGAAUUGCAGCUACUGCCGGAGCAGACGGAGGAAGCGGAACAUCGCAUUUCGGAGCUGCACAAGCUGCAUCGCGGCCAGCUGCCGGCCGACGCCGAGUACAACUAUCUCGAGCACGCCAAACGGCUCGAGCUUUACGGGAUCGAUUUCCAUCGGGCAACGGACUCGUCUGGCAAGGAGCUAGCGCUCGGUGUGUCUUCGCUCGGCUUGCUGGUGUAUCAAAACGGUACGCGCAUCAACACCUUCUCCUGGUCGAAGGUGGUAAAGGUGUCGUUCAAGCGCAAAGAUUUCUUCAUCCAGCUCGCACGCGAACCGUCCGAACACUACGACACACUGCUUGGCUUCAGCAUGGGCUCGCACCGUAACGCCAAGCUGCUGUGGAAGGCUUGCGUCGAACAUCAUUCGUUUUUCCGUCUGAAGAAACCUCACCGUUCACCACGUUCCUUCCUGCCACUGACGCUGCGUUCGAAAUUCCACUAUUCCGGCCGCACCGAACUGCAAGCCGUAACGGAAAGCCGGCAGCGGGGCAAGGUGGCAAAAAUAUUCAUCCGCUCGCCCAGCCGGCGCCUGCUGGCCACCAUUUCGCAGCCCCAAUCGCCCCAGCUGAACGGCAAUGGGGCAAGCGGUGGUACGGCAGCGGACGGCAGCGCUACGGGCGGCUCGGGCAACGAGGCAAGCAACGGUGGGGCGACCAUCGGCUCGGCCGCUGGGAACAAAAACCAGCUCACGUUGCUGGCGAUCACAAAAGCGACGCGCACGUACGACAAGGUUACCUCCAAGACGCCCUCAUCGAUGCCACGCAAGGCCUGGGAGCAGCAGACGGACGAUCCUACCUUCAUCGAACACUGUGCCCGCACGUCCGUGCCCAUGUACGAUUCGCCUCCGGCCUACGCCGGCCUCAAUGGGAACAGUUCGAGCAAUGGAAUGGCGGUCGAUGACGACAGUGCCGGCCUAGUGACGAUCCACCUGGUGGCCGACGAGCAGGGCCGGUUCGGGUUCAACGUCAAGGGCGGCAUCGAUCACGGCCUACCGAUACUGAUUUCACGCGUCGCACCGCACACACCGGCCGACAAGAGUACGCCGCGCGUCUGCGAAGGCGACCAGGUGGUGCGCAUUAACGGGCGCGACGUGGGCACGAUGGCGUACGAGCAGGUGGUCAGUUUGAUCCGGGCCUCGCGCGAGUAUCAGGGCGGUGAGCUGCUGCUGACGCUGAAACCGAAUGCCUUAAUCGACUACCCGGAGGAGGAACCGCUGUACCAGUACGUGCCAGAGGAGAGCGACAUCGUGCGGGCGGGCCUGCUGAACGGAGACCAGCUGUUCACGCAAUCGCUGCUGCUGCUGCGCGAUGGCCUAGCUUCCGGUGCGCUGCUGGCACAGUACGAGCAGCUGUACCGGAAAAAUCCCGAACUCGCCAUUACGGAGGCACGCAAGACGGAAAACAUGGGCAAAAACCGAUACCGUGACAUAUCACCGUACGACUGUACGCGCGUCGUACUGCAGCACGCGGAAAGUGGCGACUACAUUAACGCGAACUACGUCAAUAUGGAGAUACCGCCGGCCCGGAAAACGAACCGCUACAUCGCGACGCAAGGCCCACUCCCGACCACGGUGAACGACUUCUGGCGGAUGGUGCAGCAGGAGAGCAGCCACCUGGUCGUGAUGCUGACGACGGUGAAGGAGAGCGGUAGCACUAAGUGCCAUCAGUACUGGCCGUCGGCCGAGGACGAUCCGCUCGUACCGUCGCCCGGCUUCUCGAUCAGCUGCCUUACGGAGAAGCCGGACGAGACGGGCAGCUUCGUGUUUCGCGAUCUCGUCAUGACGGACGAGCGCACGAAGGAGACGCGCACGAUCCAGCACAUGCAGUAUCUGGCCUGGCCGGACCAUGACGUGCCGGCCGACCCGAACCUGUUCCUGCAGUUCACCGAGCGGGUGCGGUCGGCGCGUGAAACCACGCUGCCGCUCGAGAUCGAGGCCAGCCUGAAGAACGUGAAGCUGCGCAGCGUGGACGAGAAUGGCGGGCUGGACAACUCGGAGCGCCGGAUCGUGCACACGGACAGUGACGACAGCCCGAACGAUAUGCCGUCCUCCACGUCGGUGCAUCAGUAUAUUAGUGCUUCUAAUCCGCCAAUCAUUGUGCACUGUUCGGCCGGAAUUGGCCGGACCGGUGUGCUGAUACUGAUGGACACGGCACUGGCACUGAUGGAGGUACGGGAACCGAUCUAUCCGCUGGACAUUGUGCGAGCGAUGCGCGAUCAGCGACCCUGCAUGGUGCAGAAUGUGAGCCAGUAUCGCUUCGUGUGUGAGUGUAUCUGUGCGGCGUACAUGCAGCAGGCAGCCCAGGAGCAGGAAGCGUCUGUCCCAAAUUCUCCCACGGAAACGCGCAAAGCGACGUCAAAAACGACGCCCACCACUGGCUCACCAACUAAUGCCGCUGCACCAAAGCCCGUGCCGAGCAUAGCGUCGCCGGAGGAAACGAUGCUCGAUACCCCCGCCGACAGCGAACGCAAGGCACCGCUGGCAACGGAAACGACUAGCAUCAGUACGGCCACCGUUUCACCGUCCAAUGGACACGAGACGGUCGCUUAGAGAAGCGCACAGCCCCACAGGUUGAAGCUUGGCCGCCUGAGCGGUUGGCAACCGUUGGAACAGGAAAAACAAAACGGUAUUAAUUUAUUUCAUCUUCGCAUAUCUCUGUGUUUUUCCCGCCCGACCUCAGCCUCGGAAGGGAUUUCCCGCUAAUGGUUAGGUAAAAACACAAGUACGUUUAGACUCGUAGUGUGUCCCCUCGACUACGGCGCUACCAGGGGGUCGUGGAACAGUUGGGAGCGUGGUUCGUCUUUCUUAGUCUUACACGCUGCUUGCGUAUAUUAUUCGAAUUAUGUAACCUAUCGUGACCUCGUGAUGUUGACAAUUUGGAUCGUGUUCUGCGCUGGAAGGCGUCGACACCCGCAAAGCAAUAUAGAGAAAGAGAGAGAGAGAGAGAAGAUGAAGAGAGAGAGAGUGUGCACGCCGUACGCAAACGAACGAUACGAAGUAAUAGAACAAGUUGUGAUUUAAACAGUAUACCGUUCUUGCGACGCUAGAGACGUAAGGAAAAGAAACAGAUCGAACGAACUACAAUAACGUGGAACGUCCGGCGGGGCCGCCGCCGGCGUGUGAAGUGUAGUGCAUCAUCGGCGGUGGUGACAUGUGUUAAAGUUGCAGCUGCUGCAUCCCUCUAUCAUCCCAUUCGCUAAUGCUUCCGUUUAUGUUUUUGAAAAGAAAAAAAAACGAUCGAUUUUGAUUACAAUUAAACAAAUAGAACCUUGGAUGGAUAUACACAAUCAAACACACAUACACACACUCACUCACACACCAAGCAACCGAUCCGACCGAAGCAAGACUAUUCUGAACGUUUUUUAUAAACUGCACCGAAAGCCUUUUUCGAAUUUAUGUGAGAACAAAUAAUAAUAAUAAAAAUAAUAUUAAUAAUAUUAAUAAUAUUAUAAUCAACAAAUGACGCGAAUCGAGCAAUGCAGCAGAGCUCCAGAGUAUAUGAAUGAAUGAACGAUGGAAGAGGAAGCGAAUAGAGUAGAAAACUAUUAGAGCGCACUGCUUUUGGGCAAUGCUUCCCGACCUCUGAACCCUUUGUCAGAAUUGUGAAUGUGUUAUUUAUAAUCGGUAAGAAAUACAAAGAAUACACAAAACAAAACAUCAAGUGCAUCGUAAUACGCGAAAACAAAUACCCGUUGGUACAAGAUAGUGUGGCCACAGAUUAGGACCCAAGUGCAUGUUCGACGCAGCGAUUGGUUGGUUAAGCAACAAAACAAUAAUCGAACAAUAGAGCUGACGCACAAUGGCUGCAGGAGGAGGCAGAAUCAACAGUAUGUUGGAGUUGAAUUGUGUGAAAUUUUACGAAGAAAACACUCGUACACGUGCUGAAGCAGCGUUGUGUUACAGCAGGCUUGUUACAACCCAGAGUUAGUGGUCCGUUGAAAGAAUACAAACGUUUGAGAUUUAUCAAUUAAAUGAAAACGUAUUGAAUGGCGAAGCUGGCAGCAGCAGCAUCUGGGACGGUAUUUUAUUAAGCUAUGCUGAACUUGUUUCGAAACCAAACCCCGGUAGCAGCAGCAGCAUUUUGUGGAGUACAGUCUCUCUUGGUGCGUACCGGAGCACGGCAACACAGCAACAUAGGAGAGUGCUUGCAUAGAGCAAUAAACGAAUAACAGCAGUCAAUGUUUCAACAGUAUAUUUGCUAAGAAAUAGUAUUGAAUAAGCCGUGAGUGGACAAGGAUUCCGGGUAUGAAUCAAUAAAUGAAAUACGCGAUACGCAAUGGAACGAAAGAGGCCGGUUUUGUGUCCGUGGUAUAUCAGGCAUUGGCAAACAAACGGCACCGGCGGAACAAAAAUGGGAAACAACCUAACAGAACAAAUGGAUGUGGAACCCGCUCAAGAUAUGGAUCCGUUAGCAAUUGAUAACGACUCUAUCAAAUUCAGUGAAGUUUACAUCAAAACAGAGAACUUUCCAUCGGAAGAAGAUCACGAUCCAUCUUACUGUGACGAACCACAGCACAUUCUUCCUGUCUCUGCUGAUAUACAGCUUAAAGAGGAAGAUAUAUCGGAGGAUGAUGAAGCUGGUUCGAUGUAUCCGGAUUCUGGUGACGCCUUCGAACCAUUCUCUAUUGUUGGUGGAAAACAGCCAUAUUCGAAAGGCAUGUGCUGCAGUUGCUCUACUUUGAACAGAUAUUCCACACCACCGAAUGAAACACCAUUGGAACGAGAACAGCGAAUUCGUCGAAAAUAUCAUACCUUCCACCGUAUUCUGAAGCUGCCUGACGAGCUUCGUGACCAGAAAUGGGCAUGCCGUUGUCCGCCAGAGUUGGGUAGUAGUGCCAUUAGGAAACAGCUUUCCCGGUGUAUUGAGGAUUACAAACAUUUCAGAUCCUACAUAUCCAGAUAUGACACUCCGCCAAGGGAGAGCAAGCACGAGCGAAAUCGACGCAUAGCCAGAAAGAAUCAGGCGAUUUACAUGUAUCGGCAAAAAAUGCGGUCGAAUGGUAUCGUGUAUACAAUGAAAUCCAAAAACGACAAAUCCUCCAAUAGCUCUGCACGUGCUCAGGAUAGGGAAGAAUAUUUUUCCAUUGAUUCCGUGUCAUCAGCGCGGACGCUAAAUAAGAAAAACAAUAGUAUCGCACAAUUGUCUAGCAAAAUCCGUUAUAAAAACACACAUCGUUCCGAACGCCCGCUAAUAAGCGGUUACGAAACUCCACCAGACGAAACGAAAGAAGAGCGAAAGCGACGACUAGACAGAAGGAAUCAAGCGAUAUGUCGGUACCGGAGAAAACUUAUGCUAACUGGUAAGAUGCAGACAAAGAAAUCAAACAACGACAAAACAUGUCCAUUUAAUAAUUCUGCACUUGCUUCUGAUGAUGAAGAAGAUAUGGGCAAUAACUCCGAGACAUCAAAUUCCGACGAAGAGGAUUUGAAAAACACGCAGCUUUCCGAACCUCCGCUACCAAGCGGGUAUGAAACCCCACCAGAGGAGACGAAAGAAGAGCGAAGGCGACGGCUGGCCAGAAAGAAUCAAGCGAUGUACUUGUACCGGAAAAAACUGAGGUUAUUUGGUGAGUUACAGGCAAAGAAAUCAGAGAAUGACAAAAGCUGUACAAUUGCUAAUUCUGAAAACGCUUCUAAUGUUGAAGAAGAUUUAACCAAUUACUCCGAGACACUAAAGACGGAACAGCAGAUAAACAACAGUAGCACACAAUUGCCCAGCACAGAAUGUUCAAAUAACACACAUCUUGUCAGACCGCCGGUACUAAGCGGGUAUGAAACUCCACCAGAGGAAACGAAAAAAGAGCGAAGGCGACGGCUGGUUAGGAAGAAUCAAGCAAUUUAUUGGUAUCGGAAAAAACUCAGGUUAAUUGGUAACAACGUGCACACAACGCAAUCCAAGAACGACAAAAGUAGUACCUCCAAUAAGGCGUAUCCUUCCCUACGGCCUCUGAUAAGCGGCUAUGAAACUCCGCCAGAAGAGACGAAAGAACAACGCAAGCGUCGACUAGCCAGAAAGCACCAAGCGAUUUAUUUGUAUCGAAAAAAACUCAAACUAACUCGCAACGCGUCCAAUCAUCCGCAUCUUUCCGUACGGCCGCAGUUAAGCGGCUAUGAAACUCCUCCAGAUGAGACGAAAGAAGAGCGAAAGCGUCGACUAGCCAGAAAGCACCAAGCGAUUUAUUUGUUCCGGAAAAAAAUCAGGCUAACUGGUAAAGUGCAGACAAAGAGAUCAAAGAACGACAAAACCUGUACCUCCAAUAAUGCUACACUGGCUUCUGAUGAUUAUUUGGCCAAAAACUCCAAGGCAUCGAAGUCGUUAGUAAUUAAAAUCAACAGUAUCGCGCAAUUGUCUAGCAUAAAGCGUUCGAAAAACACGCAUCGUUCCGAACUGCCGCUAAUAAGCGGUUACGAAACUCCACCAAACGAAACGAAAGAAGAGCGAAAGCGACGACUAGACAGAAGGAAUCAAGCGAUAUGUCGGUACC
Molecule: messenger RNA, 8757 nt
Organism: Anopheles merus
Lineage: Eukaryota; Metazoa; Arthropoda; Insecta; Diptera; Culicidae
Gene: Ptpmeg
Product: tyrosine-protein phosphatase non-receptor type 4
Exons: 11
Coding region: 1493-4822 (1109 amino acids)
Biological process (GO): protein dephosphorylation
Cellular component (GO): cytoskeleton
Molecular function (GO): protein binding; protein tyrosine phosphatase activity
Source: RefSeq, a predicted model, not a curated record